GCCACCAUCGACACUAUCCUUUUUUCGCGUGUUCUCAGCGUUACAGGAUGGCACCGAGGUACGAGUUGGCCGUCGGCCUCAAUAAGGGUCAUAAAACGACCAAAAUUCGCGUGGCAAAGAACAAGACCGAAAAGGAUAAGACUGUUGCUCUUAGGCCCGCUAGGUUGAAAGGGCGCCAAACAAAACAUAGUAAAUUUAUACGUGAUUUAAUCCGUGAAGUCACUGGUCAUGCUCCAUACGAAAAGAGGGCAAUGGAAUUAUUAAAAGUAUCGAAAGAUAAGCGUGCUUUGAAAUUCUUGAAAAGGAGGUUGGGAACUCACAUUCGUGCCAAGAGGAAGCGUGAGGAGCUUGGUAACAUCUUGGUUCAAAUGAGAAAGGCUGCAACACACCAUUAAAUGCCGUCUCAUUUAUAAGAGUUAUAUUACAUCUGAUCAAUAAAGACAAUUUUGACAUAGGAA
This is a messenger RNA of Phymastichus coffea, 458 nucleotides long. RefSeq names its product large ribosomal subunit protein eL36 (gene RpL36). Lineage: Eukaryota; Metazoa; Arthropoda; Insecta; Hymenoptera; Eulophidae. Gene Ontology annotation, molecular function: structural constituent of ribosome. Gene Ontology annotation, cellular component: ribosome; cytosolic large ribosomal subunit. The record is from RefSeq and is a predicted model, not a curated record. The transcript is spliced from 4 exons. Gene Ontology annotation, biological process: cytoplasmic translation. Bases 48 to 395 code for a protein of 115 amino acids.